This is a messenger RNA of Acanthochromis polyacanthus (spiny chromis), 2400 nucleotides long. Its product is annotated as cyclic GMP-AMP synthase. The record is from RefSeq and is a predicted model, not a curated record. Lineage: Eukaryota; Metazoa; Chordata; Actinopteri; Pomacentridae. Gene Ontology annotation, molecular function: double-stranded DNA binding; 2',3'-cyclic GMP-AMP synthase activity; chromatin binding. Gene Ontology annotation, biological process: cellular response to exogenous dsRNA; positive regulation of type I interferon production; negative regulation of double-strand break repair via homologous recombination. Gene Ontology annotation, cellular component: nucleus; site of double-strand break; cytosol.
UAUUUUGUCCAAAACAUGUCUUGAAAUCAGUAAACAAUCCAUAGUUUUCGUGAAUGUGCACCUCGCGCUGCGCGUCCCAUAUUGAGUGAAUGGAAACAAAAUGGCUUCAAAUCCCCAGUUGUCGCCACUCUCAUUAUAUAGGCACGCUAGAGUGCCUUAGAGUGCCUAUAUAAUGAGAGUGGCGACAACUGGGGAUUUGAAGCCAUUUUGUUUCCAUUCACUCAAUAUGGGACGCGCAGCGCGAGGUGGACAUUCACGAAAACUAUGGAUUGUUUAUUGAUUUUAAGACACGUUUUGGACAAAAUAAUUUACUGGCUUGUAUUGUCUGGAUGUCCAAGGUUGGAUUAUGGCCGUUUAUAGUUGGAUAUUUUCAUCUGUGACUAGUUUUGAGCCUUCAAAGUCAAUCUACAGAGCGAAGGAGGAGGAGGCGGAAGAAGAAGAGGGAGGACUUAUCCACGGAUGUUUCAUGAAAACUGAAACUGAAAACAAACUCGGUGUGAAGCCGGAGAGACUGCAGCAACACGACUCAGCACCGCCGUUGUCAGAGGAGUCCUCCCCGGUGGUAGAACAGUCGGUCUCCAUCUCCCCAGAACUAGCCAGCUUGAUCAAACGCAAAGCCAAAGACCUGAAGAUCCGGCAGACGGACCGCCGCUGGGCUGCUGAGGUGGUCAACGAUUUCCGUGACCUGCUGAGGUUCCUGAGGAGCUGCACUGAUCAGCCGUUAUUCCAGUCUGCAGACUUCCUCACCACCGGCAGCUACUUUGAGAAAGUGAAGAUCCACAGCCCCGACGAGUUCGACAUGAUGCUGAAGCUUCAGGUGCCGAAUCGUCUCACCAUGACGGAGCUGGACGGCGGCCUCUUCUACCGGAUCGACCUCAUCCGGACCACCCGGACCCACGUACAGGCCUUUCUGCUGGAGAACCAGCGAACCCUGUCGUCCAGCAAAGUCCUGAAUGAGACGUACCGCUUGGUCCGCAAGUUCCUCAAGACUUACAAAGUCCCUGAUGAAUGCUGUCGCUGGGAGGUGAACAGGAAGAAUCCAUACUGUCCUGCCGUCACUUUGUCUCUGUGCAGAACUGACAAGAACAGUGAUGAGCUGAUCUCUGUGGACGUGGUUCCGUCUCUGGAGGUUCAGGGCUGGCCGGUUCCGGUCCGCAACGGUCCAGAUGUUGAGAACUGGCUGGGAAAGAAGGUUCGCCAAGAAAUCCGAGGUUUGCCGUGUUACUUUGUGCCAAAGAGGCUGAAAGGACGAAACCUGAGCGAAGAUGCCAAAGAGAGUUGGAGGAUUUCGUUCUCUCACAUCGAGAAGAAAAUCAUCACGUCUCACGGCAACAAGAAAACCUGCUGUGAGAGCAACGCCACCAAAUGCUGCCGAAAGCAGUGCUUAAAGCUCCUCAAAUCUCUGAUUGAGGGUCUGAAGCAGCGUUUUCCCAAAGAGCUGGAGGAUCUGUGUUCGUACCACGGGAAGACCGUCUUCCUCCACACGCUGUCCUCCAGGUUCGAGGACUCCAUGUGGGCUCGGCAGCAGCUUCCCUCCUGCUUCCUGGAGCUCGUCUCGGCUCUGGAGGAUCACGCUCGCCGUGGUGUCCUUCCUCACUUCUUUGUCCCUGAAUGCAACCUCUUCUCUCCGGCCGUCUUCCCUCGCAGAGCGCUGGCGUUCCUGGUCAGCGCUCUGGAGGAGCAGCGGAGGGACGGUCUGCCGCUGCUGAAGCAUCCACUUCCUGUUGCACGUCUGAGACCAGAAAACAUCUCAGCUGAAGUCUUCACCGAGGAUUCCAGCGAUCAGUCUGCAGCCGUGACCUCUGCUGUUCUGACUAAAGUGAUGCUUGUGUUUGCUAUGGUUUUGUUUUGUCUCUCGUUUCUUAUCCAAUCAAUGUGAAAUGACGAUAAACAGAGAAGAUGUUAGACAUAAACGAGGUGAAAUAAAUGGUUUAAUGUCACAUUUAUUUCACUCGCCCUGCAGAAGUCAUAAAUAUGAACUGAGCUGUGGAUCUCAUUUUACUCUAAUUCUGAUUCCUAACUAUAUUAAAGGUACAGUUGUUUUUAACUAUUUUAAAAAUGAUUGAUUUUAGAAUGUUCAACAUGGUUUUCCUUUAGUCCAAAUUAUUUAGGAUUUUUUCCACAUGAGUACUUAUUAUUUAUUGAGGAGCUUUUAAAGAAAUAAAAAAAUCUGAAUCUUUUAAACCUUUCUUUUGUUUUUACUUAUUUCCAAUGACCAAUAAAAUUCCUGAAUGUAAAAGUCUUUUAGUUUGAAUAGUUUUGCUCCGUUAAUUUUUCCUUUUUUUUUUUUUUAAUUAAAUGUCGUUUGGUACUGGUGGGGGGAGAUUUCUUGUAGUACUUUUCAGUAUACUGUGUGUUCUUAUAACAUGAAUAAUCAAAUAAAACUCAGUUUGUACUGUC